Molecule: messenger RNA, 1428 nt
Organism: Eriocheir sinensis (Chinese mitten crab)
Lineage: Eukaryota; Metazoa; Arthropoda; Malacostraca; Decapoda; Varunidae
Gene: mRpS18B
Product: 28S ribosomal protein S18b, mitochondrial-like
Exons: 5
Coding region: 85-777 (230 amino acids)
Biological process (GO): mitochondrial translation
Cellular component (GO): ribosome; mitochondrion
Molecular function (GO): structural constituent of ribosome
Source: RefSeq, a predicted model, not a curated record
UGGUGUUUUUUGGGAAUAGCUAUGGCUCAGAAACCGGUAAAUACGAGACUCUGAGUACGAUAAUCUGGCAAUGGGAUGUAAACAAUGGCCGCCUCCCUGAGCACCGUGUUCGCCGGGCUACUGCGGGGCGCCGGCGGGGGUAGGCUGGCGCAGGGGUGGCGUCGAGGAAUAUUCUACAGCCAUGCAUUGAGGUGUGAGGCAGCUGAGGGGGAGGAAGGGGAGGGGGCAGCCAAGGCAGAGAUUGACCCCGCCAAAAUGAGGGAUAAGAUCAUACCUGUGGAGACGAGCAUCAAGUACAUGCAGAGUGAAGCAUACCAAACCACCUACGGCAGUGACCCCGUGUGGAAAAAGUACAGGAGAAACUUCAGGGGCGCCUUUCCUCCGACCAAGACCAGGAAGACGUGCAUUCGUAAGGAAGUCAUCUCCACCGGCAACCCGUGUCCAAUAUGCCGAGAUGAGUUCCUGGUGCUGGACCCCAUCAACACAGGCCUCCUCAAGCAGUUCAUCUCCCCGCACAACAACGGCAUCCUGCCUACCAAGAUCACGAACCUCUGUCAGCGGCGGCACAAGCAGCUGGAGGUGGCAGUUCACAAGGCUCGGGACAUUGGCCUCCUCACCUUUGACGUGCCCUUCCGCCGCUACCACUACCCCGACUACUACCCGCCCUUCAUGACGGCCGACACAACCACCACAAGUACACCCGCAUCAUCCACAGCCUCUGACGCAUCCGCUAGUACUCCUGCAUCUCCACCUCCAUCCACCUUGGCAUCUCCGUAAUCUUAAGUACGUGUGGGACUCCCCUCCACUUCCUCCUCCUCCUCCGUCACCUCCACCUCUUCUGUUCCUCUGUUUUAUUCACAUCUCCUUUGUCUCAAGUCCCUCUUCUCUCCUCCCCCCAAACUCUACCACUGCCUUGCUUCACCUUUUUGUAAUCUCUCCUCCAUAUGUUAAAGAAGUUUGGGUCAUUUAUUUAUUUGAGUCUUGAAUUACGUCUUAUUUACUUGCUUAACUUCUUUUGUUGUGCUUUAUCCAUUGUGUAUAUGUCACUUCCUGGGAUAGAUGAAGAGUGUAUGGAUAAUUGCCCUAUUUGUCUCUCUCUCUCCUAUAAUUACACUUCAUCAAAUUUUCCCUCUACAUUAUUCAGCUCCACUUUUCUAAUCUCUGGUGGUGGAUUGAUUUGGUGGCAUGCAAGCAUCAGGCAGCAAAAACUGUCUUGGAUAAUGUAAAGACAUGUUCCCAUUUUUCCCUCUCCUUUUCAUGAUGCAUUGUGUAAUUUUGUGUUAGAUUUAUUUUCAUGUCUCCUCCAGUCAUUGUCUGGUUAAUUUUUGUUUAAUGUUCCAAAAUCUGGAGUAAGGAAGUGAGAGAUGUAUGUAAAUAUUACCUCAAGGUAGUGAGAUCAUUUUGUACAUAAAGGAUAAGUCAAGUAAA